AUGGCCAGCAUGGCGGUUCAGCUCCUCGGCUUCUUCUUGGGCCUGCUGGGGUUUGUUGGAACCGUGGCUGCGACUCUGCUUCCCCACUGGCGCAGCACUGCCUAUGUGGGCCCCAACAUCAUCACAGCCACCGCCUACAUGAAAGGCCUGUGGAUGGAGUGUGUGUGGCACAGCACUGGCAUUUAUCAAUGUGAGGUGUAUAGAUCUCUGCUGGCACUGCCACAGGACCUGCAGGCUGCCCGGGCGCUCAUGGUGCUCUCCUGCAUCACCUCAGUCCUGGCAUGCCUGGUGUCUGCGAUGGGGAUGAAGUGUACCCGCUUCGCACGUGGCUCCCUGAUCAAGUCUCCACUGGCCAUGAGCGGAGGCAUAUGCUUCCUCUGUGCAGGUGUCCUCUGUCUAGUCACCGUAUGCUGGACCACCAAUGAUAUCAUAAUGGACUUCUACGACCCCUUCCUCCCCAGCGGGCUGAAGUAUGAGAUGGGCCUGGCCGUGUACCUCGGAUACGCCUCAGCCUGCCUCAGUCUGAGUGGAGGGCUGGUGCUGUGCUGGAGCAGCUGUGGUGACAGGUCACGGAGUCAACCUCGUAUUCAGAGGAGUCAACCAUCAUCGCCUCCUCCUGCCUUCAACCACAUAUACCCCCCUGCUCCACCAUACAAGCCCCCUGAGGCCUUGAAGGACAAUCGUACUGCAUCAAUUAGCUCUCUUUCCAGCAAUGGAUACAGGCUCAAUAACUAUGUCUGA
This is a messenger RNA of Pleuronectes platessa (European plaice), 741 nucleotides long. RefSeq names its product claudin-14-like. Gene Ontology annotation, molecular function: structural molecule activity. The coding region runs from base 1 to 741 and encodes 246 amino acids. NCBI's taxonomy places the organism in Eukaryota, Metazoa, Chordata, Actinopteri, Pleuronectiformes, Pleuronectidae. The record is from RefSeq and is a predicted model, not a curated record. The transcript has 2 exons. Gene Ontology annotation, cellular component: bicellular tight junction; plasma membrane. Gene Ontology annotation, biological process: bicellular tight junction assembly; cell adhesion.